UCCGGCAGCAUGUCUGGGUGGGCGCUGAGCCUUUUGGCGCUGCUGGGCAGCUGGAGCUUGAGCGACUGGGUGGCGGAAGCGUGCACCUGCGUCCCCAUUCACCCCCAAGAUGCUUUCUGCAAUUCGGACAUUGUUAUCCGAGCUAAAGUGGUGGGCAAGAAGCUUAUGAAAGAUGGACCUUUUGGAACAAUGCGAUAUACUGUAAAACAAAUGAAGAUGUACAGAGGUUUUGAAAAGAUGCCGCACGUUCAGUACAUCUACACAGAGGCCUCUGAAAGUCUUUGUGGGGUCAAGCUUGAAGUCAACAAAUACCAGUAUAUGAUUACAGGCCGAGUAUAUGAUGGAAAGGUUUACACUGGGCUGUGCAACUUAAACGAGAAAUGGGAUCAACUGACCCUAGCCCAACGCAAAGGACUGAACCAUCGUUAUAACCAAGGCUGUGGCUGCAAGAUUAAGCCUUGCUACUACCUUCCCUGUUUUGUGACCUCCAAGAACGAAUGCUUGUGGACGGACAUGCUCUCCAACUUCGGCCUUUCAGGGUCCCAGUCAAAGUAUUUUGCCUGCAUCCAGCAGAAGGAAGGUUAUUGCAGCUGGUACAGAGCGUGGGCACCUCCUGAUAAGACCAUCAUCAAUGCGACAGACCCCUGAACACUCAACCCUUUUUCUUGUUUCUUCUGUCCCUUGUGGCUGAGCGUUCUUUGGACACUAACUUGUUAUCAGAUCAUGAUGAAAACUAUGAUAUUAGUGCCUGUUUCUUGCAAAUUUUAGCACUUCAAACUUUUUUUAAAAAAAACUUUGCUGUCUUAAUUGAUUAUUUGUUGUUUUAAAUCACUUUUUAAAAAAAGAAUUGCUAUCACCCGUUUUGUUCAGAAGACGUUUGUCUGGGGAUUUGUGUUUACUCACCAGAUAAAUAAGGGAGUAUUUGCUCUCAGUUAUAUAUCAUUAUCUAUAUAGCAAUACAAUCUAUAUUUUUGUAGGAAAACAAAAAUCUCAAAAAUUUCCUAGCUGGGUUUUGAAUCACAGUUCCAGCCCCUCUCUUCUUGCUUCCUAAACUGCUUCUCCAUGUGUUCAGCAGGUAGACAAAAUGAAACCAGUCAGGAAUAAAAAUUUGAGAUUAAGCCACAUGCCUGAGGGGGGACGAGAAAGUUAUGAUGUUUGUACUGGAUGGAGCAGUGGGAGAAUCCAGUUGUCAUGUACAUUAGAAGCACCAUAUCAAAAUGCCUGCCAUGUGCCAAAUGCGUUCCAUGGUAGCUCUGGAUUUGCACAGAGCAUAAACAAUAGCUUUUUAAAAACCAGCUCCAAUUAAUGCAGUCUCUCUUCUAGUUGCAAACAAGAAGACCUGUUGAGAACCAAAUCAGCUCUACACCUUUUGUGUUUUGGUCUGGCGGCAGAGUUGCCUUUUUAACAUCUAGAAAAACUCAAAUAAAUGUAAACAAAUUAAUGCAAAAUAAAAGAAACAUACAGAUAUCUGGAUAAGGGGACAGGGAGAGCACCAGAGAAAGGGGACAAAAGAUGACAGUUAGGGCUAAGAAAUUAGCUGCCAAAAUAGUGUUUUACUGAACUAAGAUGUAUAUAGAUGUGAUUACAUAAGCUAUUUUUGACAGGACAUGGAACUGUUUCAUGCUAUAAGCAAUGAAAGGGUUGAUUCUUUUGCUUUAAAGGAGCGAUCAUACAUUCCAAGUCAAUGCUUAUUCUUUUAUUGUUGUUUAAUUCUAAAAGAUGUUGGAAUGUCAAUGUCUCUACACUAGUGAUAAUCAUCUGUGUUUAUUCGCCACACUAUGUGUUUCCCUUCCCCCCACUCUACUUUCAGUCACACAACUGUUUUUGAGAUUGAAGGGUCACCAUGCUAAUGACAAUGCCCCUGUCAAUAUUCACGUGAUGA
Molecule: messenger RNA, 1882 nt
Organism: Euleptes europaea (tarantolino)
Lineage: Eukaryota; Metazoa; Chordata; Lepidosauria; Squamata; Sphaerodactylidae
Gene: TIMP3
Product: TIMP metallopeptidase inhibitor 3
Exons: 5
Coding region: 10-648 (212 amino acids)
Biological process (GO): negative regulation of membrane protein ectodomain proteolysis; negative regulation of endopeptidase activity
Cellular component (GO): extracellular matrix
Molecular function (GO): protease binding; metalloendopeptidase inhibitor activity
Source: RefSeq, a predicted model, not a curated record